CCAAUCCGUGGCUGUAGUUGUAAUUUCAAACUGCUAUCUUUACAAAACAAUAAAUUGCUGAAACGUGCUCAUAGUCGAAACGCAAAGUAAUUUUCAAUUUUAUUACGAGUAUGAGCGCCUGUAACGUUGAAGUAAUUAAACGAGUGGGGAGAUACUACAAUGUAUCUGUGGGGACAGUGUGUUUUAAUACGGAUAAGGUACUCACAACAGUAAUUAAUAAACAAAGUAUAGAGGGGUUUGCAACCAUUGUUUUGAAGUUGGCUUCUCUUAGUGGGCUUCAGCUGAGCCAGGAAGAGAGGUUGCUUAGUUAUCAGUGGCUGGAACACAUUGCUAUGUAUGCGAACCAGGCUGCAGCCAACCCUGUGUUUGCACUGGGAUUUUUGAAGGACAUAAACAAGGCACUAGAAAAGACCACCUACCUAACUGGACAGAAAUUAAAUGUUACAGAUGUAGCAGCAUACUAUGUCUUAUAUCCAUUGAUAGAGCGGCUAUCAGUGUCAGAACGUGAAUCAUUCAUGCAUGUAUGCAGGUGGAUAAAGCACAUACAAGCUCAACCAAAAAUUUGUACCAGCCAGCCUCUCCCACUGAACACUCUGAAUCUCACAAUUUUAGCCCCAGCAGUACAUUGAUUGCAAAUAGUUUAAGCUUUUAUGAGCAUUUCAAUACCAAAACAAUUAAGUUUUUAAUUAUUGAACAGUUAUUGCCAACAUAAAAAAUUAAGACUGUAAAAGUAUUAAUAGUAGUUGUGAG
Molecule: messenger RNA, 750 nt
Organism: Spodoptera exigua (beet armyworm)
Lineage: Eukaryota; Metazoa; Arthropoda; Insecta; Lepidoptera; Noctuidae
Source: the annotation of a GenBank genome assembly